ACAGCAUUAAAGUACAGACAGUGUGAUAGUCCGUAUAUGUCCUAGCGUUAGUUUAGGACGGGAUUAAGUACAUCAAGUGAUAUUCUAACUAGGAAUUAAUCAUCUGAGCAGCGUCACUGUUUCUUUUCUCUAGAACCUGCCUUGCUGCCAUCGACGAACCUUUGACUGCUUUAAGACUGAAUCUCACAGCCUGAGUUAACAUGCCUGUGGAAAACAGCGACCAGGAAAGCAUGCUGAGCUAUCAGAGGCCUGAUGAGGAGGUAGUAGUGGACCAUGGUGGCACUAGCUCUGUCAUGAAUACACAUUAUGAGAAAGAAGAGCUAGAGGGUCACAGGACACUGUUAGUGGGUGUGCGGAUGCCUAUGGGCAGACAGUCUCACCGCCACCACCGGCCACACAGCUCCAAACACCGCAGGAGAUCAGAAAGGAUGCGGUCUGGAAAUGUAACUCAGGAAGAGGGGAACACAAGUACCUCAGCUUCACAUGACACACCAUCUCAGAGGGUUCAGUUUAUUCUAGGCACUGAAGAGGAUGAGGAGCACGUGGCACAUGAGCUCUUCACAGAACUGGAUGAAAUCUGUGUUAAAAAAGGCAAAGAUGCAGAGUGGAAGGAAACUGCUAGAUGGCUAAAGUUUGAGGAGGAUGUGGAAGACGGAGGUGAGAGGUGGAGUAAACCGUACGUAGCUACACUGUCUCUCCACAGUCUGUUUGAGCUACGGAGCUGCAUCAUUAACGGGACGGUCCUGUUGGACAUGAAGGCCAGCUGCAUCGAAGAAAUUGCAGAUCUGGUGCUUGACCAUCAGGAUGCUGCUCAUGAACUGGAUGACAGUGUGAGAAUGAAGGUCCGUGAGGCACUUCUGAAGAGACAUCACCACCAGAGCGACAAGAAGCGGAACAACUUGCUGCCCAUGGUCAAGUCCCUCACUGACUCUGGCAGGAGACAGAGCGAACCUCACUCUAUGGACAAGACUGGCCCUGCCACCUCUCCUCAGCCUCCACCUACAAACACUGAAAUAAAGAAUGGAGCAGCACAGGAAAAUGGCCAGAUGGAUCUCAGUAAGGUGGACACACAUUUUAUGAAAAAGAUCCCCACUGGAGCAGAGGCUUCCAAUGUGCUGGUUGGUGAACUGGACUUUCUAGAGAGAUCCAUUGUAGCUUUCGUUCGCCUGUCUCCUGCUGUACUGCUAACAGGGCUCACUGAAGUUCCUAUACCUACUAGAUUCUUGUUCAUCUUGCUUGGUCCAGAUGGAAAAGCCCAGCAGUAUCAUGAGAUUGGACGCUCUAUGGCCACCAUUAUGACUGAUGAGAUUUUCCAUGACGUUGCUUAUAAGGCAAAAGACAGGAGUGAUUUACUUGCGGGGAUAGAUGAGUUUCUGGAUCAAGUGACAGUUUUGCCUCCAGGAGAGUGGGACCCUUCUAUACGCAUCGAACCUCCUAAGAGUGUCCCCUCACAGGAGAAGAGAAAGAUACCAGGAGUGCCGAAUGGAACAGCUGUUCAGGAUGAAGAAGAGCAGCAUGCAGAAUACCAUGGACCAGAACUACAGAGAACUGGGAGGCUAUUUGGAGGAUUGAUUUUGGAUGUGAAGAGAAAAGCUCCAUUUUAUCUAAGUGAUUUUAAAGAUGGCCUGAAUCUGCAGUGUGUAGCUUCAUUCCUCUUCCUCUACUGUGCCUGCAUGUCUCCUGUCAUUACCUUUGGAGGACUUCUAGGAGAGGCUACAGAGGGACGAGUUAGUGCCAUUGAGUCUCUGUUAGGAGCCUCAAUGACUGGAGUAGUGUACUCUCUGUUUGCUGGACAGCCACUAACUAUACUGGGCAGCACGGGACCUGUUCUCGUGUUUGAAAAGAUUCUCUUCAAGUUCUGCAAAGACUAUGAUCUCUCAUACCUGUCCCUGCGCACAUGUAUCGGUCUGUGGACAGCCUUCCUGUGUCUGAUUCUUGUUGCGACUGACGCCAGCUCAUUGGUCUGUUACAUUACACGUUUCACAGAGGAAGCUUUCGCUGCGCUCAUCUGCCUCAUCUUUAUUUAUGAGGCCCUAGAGAAGCUUUUCCACCUUAGAGAACUGUACCCCAUCAACAGACAUGGAGAUCUGGACAAACUCACACUGGCUUACUGUAGGUGUGCAGAGCCUGACAAUCCCAGUAAUAAAACACUAGAGCUGUGGAGUCACAGAAACAUCACAGCCUCUGCAGUGUCGUGGAGCAACCUCACUGUAACGGAGUGCUUAGAUCUCCAGGGUCAGUUUAUUGGAACAUCGUGUGGACAUCAUGGUCCCUACACCCCUGAUGUUCUCUUCUGGUCGGCCAUCUUGUUUUUUGGUACCUUUUUCCUGUCUAGCUUCCUGAAACAGUUCAAGACUAGCAGAUACUUUCCAACACGGGUACGGUCAAUGAUCAGUGAUUUUGCUGUGUUCCUCACCAUUGUCCUUAUGGUCCUGAUUGACUAUAUCAUUGGAAUUCCAUCCCAAAAAUUACAAGUGCCCAGCAAAUUCAAGCCGACACGUGAUGAUCGUGGUUGGCUGAUUAAUCCCAUUGGGCGAAACCCGUGGUGGACAGUCCUGGCUGCCUCAAUACCUGCUCUUCUCUGCACCAUCCUCAUCUUCAUGGACCAACAGAUCACUGCUGUCAUCAUAAACCGCAAAGAACACAAACUUCAAAAAGGCUGUGGGUAUCAUUUGGAUCUUCUAAUGGUUGGACUAAUGUUGGCCGUGUGUUCCGUCAUGGGGUUGCCCUGGUUUGUUGCGGCAACCGUCCUGUCAAUCUCCCAUGUCAACAGCCUGAAACUAGAAUCUGAGAGCUCCGCCCCUGGAGAGCAGCCUCGAUUUCUGGGCAUUAGGGAGCAGAGACUGACUGGUCUGGUAAUUUUUCUACUGAUGGGCUGCUCUGUGUUUAUGACUGGAGCAUUACAGUUCAUUCCCAUGCCUGUGCUCUAUGGUGUAUUUCUUUAUAUGGGAGUCUCAUCUCUUAAAGGCAUUCAGUUCUUUGAUCGUCUGAAGUUGUUUGGCAUGCCACCAAAACAUCAGCCGGACUUUAUUUAUUUACGUCAUGUUCCUCUGAGGAAGGUUCACCUGUUCACUGUGACCCAACUGACCUGUCUUGUGCUUCUCUGGGUCAUCAAAACCUCCCCUGCUGCAAUUGUUUUCCCUAUGAUGGUGCUGGCAUUAGUGUUCAUCCGUAAGCUGCUGGAUUUCUGUUUCUCUAAGCGAGAGCUUAGUUACUUAGAUGAUCUGAUGCCUGAGUGGAAGAAGAAGAAGCUGGAUGAUGAUUCCAAAAAGGCAGAGGAGCGGGAAUCACAGGAGAUGCUGAUUGAUGACUGUGUGAAAGAAGAUAAAAACACUGUGCAGAUCCCAAUGGAGAGCAAACCUCUACACUCACCUCGAACCCCAGACCCCAGGACUGAUCCCUCCGAUAUUAACAUAUCUGAUGAAAUGUCUAAAACUACUGUAUGGAAAUCCCUCAAUUCCAAUCACAAAGAUACACAACGCUCAAGUAUACAUAAAAAGGAAGUACCGUGAACUAAACCCCCAGACUGAGGAAAUUAUAUACUUGGCGUCGGUUGUUUGAAACUCAGCUGACUUACAGAAGCAGUCAUGUGCUAAAAAUACACAGAUAUCAGUGCACUCUUUUCCACUGUUUCUCAAAAACAGAUGUGCUCACACACACACACACACACACACACUCAAAGAGAGUGAUUUCAGCUGUGAUUUAUGUAUAGCUGUGUGAGUGUGGCGUGAUAUACAGUUCUGGUGUGUUAAUGUGUGUAAACAUAUGUGCAUAGAGGAGAACACACACUCCUACCAAAUUCAGGUUAUUUUAGUUUUUAAUUCAGUUUUCGCAAACAUAGAUGUCUCUGUGGUGUAGUGUAUGUUGUCUAGUGUAUGUGUAUAUUUUUUUGAUAAUUGUCUGGUUCUCAUUUGUAGAAUAAUACUGUUCUCAUUUUUAGCUUUACACUUGCUGUACAUAUUACUGUAUAUGUGUGCUUUUUUCAUUGUUGAAAUAUUAACAUCCACAAUAUUAAGAAACGUACAUGUGUUUAGGCCAAAUGGCUAAUCACUAUAACUUCAGUUUGAACUAUUUAUGUGCCAGUAUCAAAAGCCAUCAGUUAUAUUAGACCAACAUGGCCAUUAACCAAAUCAGUCCUUAUCGAAUAGAUUGACCUGUCUAUUUUUAUUAGUGUGUUGUACUGAACCUUGUUAAUAUUGAGCAAUAAAAGGCUUCUAUAUAUAGUUAGAGGACCAGGGACACUGAUGGUUAAGUCUGAACUUGAAGCUUCUCUACUGUUAGUGUUUCUACAGUGAGUUUGUCACAAACAUUUCAAAGUCCACCCUCCCUUUUCAGAAUGAAGGUAAAACCCACAAAAACAUGUCCUGGUCACAUUUUUAGCCCAAAGUCAAAAGAAAAAAAUUAAAAGCAUUUUGCAUAAACAAUAAAGUGUUAUUGCACUGUGACAUUAUGUUCACAACAAUUAAGUUCUCAUGCCUACUGUAAAGCGUCCAGAUAUUUUUUUAUGUAAAUACUAUUAUUUCAAAUUCUGUUGUUUCUCUUUAUUGUAAUGUAGUAUUUUUUUACUGUAUUACUGUACACAUUUUACUGUAACACAUACUGUAACACAUUUUUUACAUUUAAAAGCACACAAACCAUGAUAUAUGAAUACUUUACAAUUUAAAUAACUGGUCCCUAUAACAUUAUUUAUUUGCUUUACAGUAAUGAUAAUUGUGGUGUUGGGGGGUAUACUUAAUUGUCACAAAAAUAAUGUCACAAUGCAAAAAAAAAAAAAAAAACAAUCUUAAGGCUUUAUUUUCUUUAAGCAAACAAAGAUAUAGUUAUUUAUUUUUUAAUUUUGGAGGUCAAUAAUUAACUUUUUUUUAGAUUCACCCAAGAACUGAAUGGAUGAAAUUUCAAUUAUACAUGCACCCAGGACAUCUUUUGAGGCACCAGUGACAAUGAGUGCAAUGAAGGGUAAACUAGACUGUUCAGGCUUGUUUUGAAGACCCUUUUCCUGUCAUAAGCCCAAGUAAUAAGCCAUCUCCUUUAGACUACCUCCCCACACAUUCAAAACUGAAUCUCAUGUUGUUUCUGCACUGAAAGAGGUAAAAUAUUGUUAGAUUUUUAAACUCAGUGAAAUAGUUUCUUUACAGUUGCACUUUGUGUAGAUAUAUACUGAUAUGAUUUUAUAUUUUCAAGGGAAUUAUUAUAUAGACAGUAUAAUACAAUUAAUUAAAGCACUUUCUUGUUUUAAAUGUAUAUUUUAAUAAAAAAUAUCUGAGCAGAUGGAGUAAGACACUGUCUGACAAUGUAAAUGGGUUUCAACUGUACUAAUUUUUCCUGCAGUUUAUCGUCUGAAAAAGUUGUAAUCUCACUUUAUUAAACUGCCUUCAGAUAAUUUGAGAAUGUCAAUAUGUAAUUUGGAAUGUCAACUCAGCUUUGGAAUGUUGAAAAAUAAGGAAUUUUCCCAGCUUGACAAUAAGCUACUAAAUGAUCUUUAUUGUCCCUUUCGUGGCUUUCUGCUCUAUGAAAAUGUUGUCAUUGAUUUGAUUGUACAUGUAAUCUUAAUGCUGGGAUGUGCUCAAAGAGAAUUUCAUUCCAAUAAAUUUUAGAUUUUCUGAA
Molecule: messenger RNA, 5604 nt
Organism: Myxocyprinus asiaticus (Chinese sucker)
Lineage: Eukaryota; Metazoa; Chordata; Actinopteri; Cypriniformes; Catostomidae
Product: electroneutral sodium bicarbonate exchanger 1-like
Exons: 25
Coding region: 201-3512 (1103 amino acids)
Biological process (GO): regulation of intracellular pH; transmembrane transport; monoatomic anion transport
Cellular component (GO): plasma membrane
Molecular function (GO): sodium:bicarbonate symporter activity; solute:inorganic anion antiporter activity; monoatomic anion transmembrane transporter activity
Source: RefSeq, a predicted model, not a curated record